Molecule: messenger RNA, 303 nt
Organism: Penicillium digitatum Pd1
Lineage: Eukaryota; Fungi; Ascomycota; Eurotiomycetes; Eurotiales; Aspergillaceae
Source: RefSeq, a predicted model, not a curated record
AUGACGAUGCAAUCAGCAGCGAUUCUUGAGAAAGAAGUUCACGAUCUACGAUCGGAAAACGAGAAAAAGAAGCAGAAAAAAACUCGAUCUCGAAAGCAGAUACCUGCUACAGAUGGCUUAUCAGUUCAGGAAGCUACUGCUUUAAUUGUGCAGCCAGAGGAAGUGAUUGAACCUCCCCGCCCCCAGGUCCGCGCGCACAGGGAAGCACCUUUUUUACCAAGAACAAGGGCAUUACCGAAAUGCGGUGCAUGUGGAAAUCAGGGACAUAGAAGAGAUGCAUGUCCAGAUAGACCUAGAAUUUAG